Diachasmimorpha longicaudata is the source of this 6854-nucleotide messenger RNA. RefSeq names its product inositol polyphosphate 5-phosphatase E (gene INPP5E). Lineage: Eukaryota; Metazoa; Arthropoda; Insecta; Hymenoptera; Braconidae. The transcript has 5 exons. The record is from RefSeq and is a predicted model, not a curated record. Gene Ontology annotation, molecular function: phosphatase activity. Gene Ontology annotation, biological process: phosphatidylinositol dephosphorylation. The coding region runs from base 694 to 2613 and encodes 639 amino acids.
UGAUACCAAUGGCGAACUGUGUCCACGACCCGAAUCACCCUUAUCCACUCCUUCAAAUGCGGGUGACAAUGACCGAUGUGUUGAAAUCAUUGUGAUUCUUUAAAUAACAAUAUUUUCCCUAAUUCCACUGAAAUCCGGGGGAAAAGAUGGAGGCUGGGGUGAGAGUGAGGGCGUUAAUACUCUGUCACCAGACUCAAGGCCAUCCCAAAUAAUUUCCAAAUAAGUGAUAAAUGAAUAAUUAACAGAAUGUGAAUUAAUGUUAAUCGCGAAACAGUGAGUGAGUCUAGUCCACUCGACAUUAAUGACGACCUAACAUCUAAUCAAACCAAAUAAAUUAAUAAAUUAGGACAAAAGUAAUUAAAAAAUCCAAGUUGAAUGUCAAUUGUGGAUAAUGGGUUAUGUGACCCUCUAGUCUGCGGCCUGAACCUUCGAUACUCAUAACAUCAAAGAGAAUUGACUGGAAAAAAGUAAUAGGAGAAAUCCAUGAAUUCUGUUAAUCCGGUGCUUAAUAAUUAAUCUAGUCCAAGAGUUGUUGACGGGGUGGGAAGCCAAAAUACCCCCAAUAGACCAAAAUAAUCCUCUGGAAUUGAAAAUCUAAUGAAAAUCAAUAUUGAUAUUUUAAACCUAUUUUAGUAUUAGCUAGAUGAGAGGAAUGAAUGAAUUAGUUAAUGAAAAAUAAAAUAAAUUCCAAUUAUGGAGCACAGUGAUCCCGGUGGGGUAUCGAAAACUGAAAUCUCUCCUCGUCUCAAGCAGAAGAAGAAAUCCCUUUGUCAAAUUUUAAUGAAUAAAAAAACAAGGGUUGGCUGUAUGGAGGUAUCGUACAAGGAUUCGGAGUCUCAUGACACUUCGAAAAUUGAAAACUCUCAAGCCUCGCACACGAGCACCAAAUUAUCCCUUUGCUGUGCUAUGACCGAAAGGAGUAGAACACCCCCACAGAGCAUGAGUGCAACCAGGCUGUCACCGACGUUAAGUCGUGCAUCGGUUAAAUCGGAAAUAGCAUCGAUCAAUGGAAAUUGCCGGGCUAGUGCUGUAAUCGAGAGGAAUGAACAGGUGCCGGUGGUCAAAAUGAGGAGUAGCAAGUGUUGUCAUGAGUGCGGAGUCAGGAGAAGUAAUACGACGGGGAAGGACCAUCGGAAGAGUGCCUACACUGAUGGAGAACAGUCGUCUUCAGAUUCAGCCUCCCCGAACAUUUCUAUGCAGAUGAAGCACAAGUUAUUGCACAGAAGAUCAGUAGAUAAUAUCGUCGUAAAUUCGCCAUCAACUUCGUUAGAACAUUCCAGUCCGGAGUCCGUAAAGAGUGUACCAAUCCGAUUAAAACCGAGAUCAACGUCUCACGAUGCCAUUGCUAGGAAGAAAGAUCGUUUGUUGCACCAUGAGGGGGCUGCAUCAAUGGACAGUCUGGCUAAGCAAGCUUUACUAGCUGCACAAGUUCUCAAUUUAAUUCCCACCCAGAAAGCUCGGGAAAGGAAUUUCUUGCAUGGUCGUGUCGCCGCUAACUCUCUCCUGGGCCCCCUGGAGCUAGAAAAAGUCCUGCCAAAUCGUGAAAUCAAGAUUUUCGUGGGCACAUGGAACAUGAAUGGUCAAAGUCCCCCAAAAGAAUUGAACGACUUCAUGCUACCCUCCGAAAUCCAAACGAUUCCCGAUAUCCUGGCCAUUGGAACUCAAGAGUCCUGCUCGGAGAGAUCAGAAUGGGAGGCAGCACUCCAAGAAACCCUGGGCCCCUCCCACGUAUUGUUAACCAGUACAAGUCUUGGAACACUCCACCUAGCCCUGUUUUUACGUAGGGAUCUUGUCUGGUUCUGCUCAGUACCCGAGGAGGACAGCUUUUCCACUAGACCUGGGACGGCUUUCAGAACUAAAGGAGCCGUGGCACUCGCACUCAUCAUCUUUGGCACUAGUUUUCUCUUCGUUACUGCUCAUCUCACGGCACAUCAGGACAAGGUCAAGGAGAGAGUGCAUGAUAUCAAGAAGAUCGUCCGGAAUCUUGAUUUACCCAAGGAAUUACCGACCAAGCAUAGCAAAAGUAAAGAUGUGACACAGAACUUCGAUUGCGUCUUUUGGUGUGGAGACUUGAACUUCCGUCUAGCUCAACCCCGUGAGGAGGUAAUCCAGUGGGUGUCAGACGCAUGUUUUCCGCAAACAACUCCUGUAAAUCUCAGUAAAGAUCAACUACGUAUGACAUUAAACGAGGGCGCGGUAUUACGUGGCUUCGAGGAGGCACCAAUAACAUUUCCACCGACCUACAAAUACGAUCCUGGCACACAGACAUUCGAUUCAAGCUCCAAGCAACGUGCACCAGCAUACACAGAUCGUAUUUUAUUCAAGGGAAAGGGACAUACUCGGGGCUAUAUGAGACGAGUGAGUCAUGAUACUUCAAACUCCCAUAAAGAUGGCAGUAUCGAGUGUUUGGUGUAUGACUCGGUACCUAGUAUUUGCACGUCCGAUCAUAAACCAGUUUGGGGGGUAUUCAAGACCACCGUAAGGCCUGGAAUCGAUACAAUACCUCUAGCUGCUGGACUGUUUAAUCGAGACGUGUACCUUGAGGGAAUUAAACGACGUGCAAUUGCCAUGGGUGACUCAUAUAGCUCAUCAAAAGUUUGCGCACUGCAGUAAUCAAAUUUUGACAUCCAUUCUAUGGAAAAUACUCCUUCAAUUAUUCAGGCCAGUUGGGCACGGAAAUUGAGGUUUUGCAUAAUUUUUUUUUCAUCGACUUCCUAUUUGUUUUUCUGUUACUUUUAUUGAAACAUGAAAUAUAAAUUCUCUGUUUUUAAUACUGCGAUUUUUUCUAGAAACGUUCACUAGAAAAAGUUUCUAUCCAAGUAUAUUGAUUUGACAAGUAAAAUAUUAAACUCAAAAUGAAGCAGGUUGCUGCAGCCUGGGAAUAGUCCAUCAUCAAGAGAAUUAAAAAAGAUCUCGUAAAUUCAUGCAAACCUCAAUCCAUUGAAUUUUUGAAAAUGUUUUUUUUUCUUUUUACCUAAACCUGCUUUAUGUGGCAAGAAUGAGAAUAGUAAUUAAACUAAUGGGAGAAAUGCUGGGCUUCAAUUGAUCUAGUCGAAAGAAUAAUUCACAUUUAUUGUGUGAAUAACAAAACUUCACUGAUGAACGUUCAUUUUAUCAAUAUUUCUCGAUUUUUUAUAGAGUAAUUAAAGUGAAGAGCUUUGGAUUUUUUAAUAGAUUUUAUUAGAUAGGACAAUUCAUUACUAGGGAAUACUGUAAUCAGAAUAUAAUACGGGGUAUCUUCAACACUUUAAAAUUCGGGACAAUAAGAAUUUGAUAAUGAAAAUUACGGUUCUCCAGAAUUGAUUUCUGAACAAUUUGAUUUUGUGAUUUUUAUGACGGUAAAUUAUUCUGUGGACCUACUCUGUCUCUCGUAAUGAGUGAUGGUUAUCAAUGAUGUAUUUAAAAAACCACCGAGAAGACACGUCCAACAGUAUUUUGCACUCUCUAAGCUGUAAUAUAAUAUUAAGUUCCAAGUGACUACCCUUUUCAUUGCUAGAAUUUAAUUCCGAUAUUUUUGCUAACGUCAUAAUUUUUAAAUUAAUAAGUUUGCUUGUGAUUCGUGAUGAAUAAAAAUUUUCAUGAGAUCGUGUUAAGGAAAUCUUACAGGAAGAUGUUCUAACGCAAUAUAAAACAUUAAACAUUAUAGAAAAAAAGGUGCUUGUAGACAAGAUUAUUUUCUGUGAGAAAUCCUCCGGAAAAUGUCUUCUAUAGGAAAAAUAAAUUUCUAAAAAAAUUAAGACGAUUCCCUCAGGCAUCUUCGAAAUUCUGAGAAAAUUUUUGAUACCUGUGGUGAUAGUAAACUCACAUUUCAUCGUUUUAUUUCUGCACAAGAGUGAAUGUAAUCAAAAUUAUAUUCUGAUUUUCCAUUACAAAAAUUAUUCCUUGGAUACUGAAAUCGCAAUGCGAGAAGUUCCUAAAACUACUGCUAGACGGAUGGGAGGUAAUGAAAUAGACAAAAUAUUGAUGUAUAAUAGACAAUACAUGGAAUGUAAAUCAAAUGCGCAGGGGUAAUUUAUGAUUGUUUUGCUGAGCAAGAUAAGUACAUGUUUAUUGACGGGACUAUCCUCAUUAAACUCAGUUAUUCUCCGUGUUAUCGAAUAUUACUCAAUGAUAAAUAUUAUCAAAAUCUCGUCGAAUUCACUGAUGAGAAUAUUCUAAAGGUUUCUCGAUAUUUCGAGGCGGGCUGCUUCUCCAUAACAGAUCGUGAAUCUUAUAACUUUGGAUAUGCAUUGAGUAACAGAGUGUUGAUGCAAGAUAAACCAAUUUUCGUUGAAACGAGCUAUAUGAAAAAAAUAUUUCGAAAUGUAGAAGGGAUAAAAAGUUAUGUAUUUUUUUAUCAUCAAGUGAGGACCGCAAAAAUUAUCAAAUUAAUUGUGGGGAAGUUCUCCCUUUCAGGGGGUAUCUUCCCCAAGAUUAUUCUAAUAACAAUUGCCUACACAAUGAAUUUGGGGAAUAAUUAAAAUAGUGUGAUAAAUAUUUACGAAAAUGUUAACGAAAUUAAUUAAAUGUAAAAAUUAACUAAAUGUAAUUCUGCGUGGCAAGAUUUGAUGGAAUAUAAAAGAAAUUAAUUGAGUCAAUGUAAUUUUGUUUUCAUAUUGUACAUUAAAAAUAUUCCACGUUAUUUUAUUUAUUCAACUGCGCAUUAAUAUGUUAUACCGUUUUACCGGGGCUUCCCAACAAUAUUCUAUCCUUAAAUAACCAGAUAACAGCAUGGCAAAGAACGAUAAUAAAGUAAAAUAAAAUUUGAAGUUUCCAACAAUAUCAAUCAGUAAACUAGAGAUAAAGCAUUCAAGAUAUUCUCAUCAACUUAAGUUCCACAUAACAUUUAUGUUAUCUCCCUCCAAUCUCGAAAUAUUUUUUAAGGAAAUUAGCUGUAAAAUUACCGAAUUCAGCAAGUUUCAUCACUCUGUUGUUAAAUGAAAUAUUGAAAAAUGCGCAGUUCUCCAAAGAUAAAAACAAAUAUAUGGAUAAAAAGAAUCGGCCAAUAUCGAGGCGACGUAAGAGGAUAUGCCUUACUACAUGCCUUACUGGAAAAUGGAAAAGAAUUAAGAAAUUGUCGCUAUGAAGUGCUUCUGAUCGAUGCCAAUAUAUUUAAUCUCUAGAUUCAAAAUUGUUGAUAUCUUAAUCGUUUGAUUGAUAAAAAAAAUAUUUCAUGGAAAUUAUUAUCGUAUAACCGUAAUACCAGAAAAGACUCACAAAAAGUGCUAAAUGUACAUCAAGUAUAAGACUGUAUCUCUGACUUAUUGGUACACGUGAAUUUUUUUUCUAUGAAUGCACUGUUGUCUACUGUGAUACCUAAAAUUUGAUCUAUAACACAUGAAGUAAUGGAGGAAAAUUGUGGGUACUUGAAAUUACGUCGAAGGUCCUUUAAUUAGCCAAAUAUAAACCAAUAAUUGACCUCGUAAAUACACCAAACACAGUGAUAAAAUACAAUGUUUAUAUUUUAGGAACUUAAAGCAGUACUGCACAAACUUUUCAAUAGAAUGUCGUAUUUAUGAGUUUUCUAUGUUGCAUCAUCAUGAAUAACAAAUGUAGAAUGUUUCUACUGAAAUAAAGAGACUCCAUUAUCGAAUUUUCAAAUUAAUUUUCCAAGAAAUGGGACACAAGAUAUGUUUCCAUGUCCAAUCCAAUUGGACACGUCUGCAAUGUGCACCCAAAAAAAAUAUUACACAUCUACUACAAAAUUCUAUUUUCUAUUCCCUUUUGUUUGGAUAUUCUAUCUCUUUUUACCGUGUAUUAACAAUAUUGAGGUAUUUUUGAUUGAAAAUUGGAAACAAAAAAAUGCUCGGCCCAUAAUAAAGAUUCCUGUAUUAUCCGAGUUGAUAGCGCGCGCUGAUCAAGCAUAGACCACAAAGCUCGAACCUAGACUUCCUAUAUUCUCGGAGAUUCCUGACCCACGACACUACCCAUCUAGUGUCCAUCUAAAUUCCUCCUCCUCGAAAUAAGUUGCAACCGUGCAAACAGAGGCGAAGUGGAUUCAACAGAGACAGAAAAGCCGUAUUAAAGAGAGCUUGUCCGGGGGCAAAAUCGUGUCGACGGAGGGCGAUUAAAAUCGUCGCCAUUUUGUUUAUUUUUCCUGACUGUUUCAAAGGUAAAAUAUAUAAAGACGCUCAUCAACGUCAAUCAAUUUUUUGAGUAAUACGAUCAAAAGAGAACGAAUAUAACCAUAAAUAAGUGUGUUAGUGAAGCUAAUCCCGAGAGACUAUACUGAGACACUCGGGGUCACCUGUCUCUUGAACAAAAAAAAACAUCGUAAUAGUAUCGAACUCAACUAAACCCAAACGUGGCAUUUUCUAUCGCGAAACCUGUGAUAAUCACCCAUGAACACCUCAUAAACAAAAUCCCUCAAGAAUAAAUCAAUGAAAGACAAAGAUUCGUGUCGAAAAAGAGAUAGACAAUUCCUCCUAAAGGCCCUAACCAAUUGUGAAAAUUCAACACGUCGACCUUUCAUCGUUCCCACCAAUUCAAUUAAAAUAUAAAGCUUUGUAAAAAAAGUGCCCGGAAAUAAUCCUGUGUCGCAUCACCCAAUAACACCGGUGUUCCUGGAGUAAAUCAUAAUUUUCCGUCACCCACAUCAUAAAAACAACCGGGGGUUGCAAUCCGGUCUCUCUCCAACCGUUCAGUCUCCCCCUCUCGGUGUUCCGCGGAAGCGCAAAGCACGACAUUUCUUGUUGGCAUACACACACAUAAAUACAUACCACACUGAAAGCCCCAGUUGGAGCAUAAAAAGUGCCGUCGGAGGGGAAAUAAGAGAGGAGACAAUUUUUUCUCUCAACUUCGUCGUGGCAAGUAAAUAAUUAUCCGGUGGCAUCGUCGGACAUACGAUAAUUUGUGUCUGAAUACAGUGGGGGGGG